Austrofundulus limnaeus is the source of this 1627-nucleotide messenger RNA. It is a transcript of the gene tmem9b, whose product is annotated as TMEM9 domain family, member B. NCBI's taxonomy places the organism in Eukaryota, Metazoa, Chordata, Actinopteri, Cyprinodontiformes, Rivulidae. Gene Ontology annotation, cellular component: lysosomal membrane. The record is from RefSeq and is a predicted model, not a curated record. Gene Ontology annotation, biological process: positive regulation of canonical NF-kappaB signal transduction. Bases 144 to 707 code for a protein of 187 amino acids. The transcript has 5 exons.
CGGAAGUCAUCGUGGAAAACAAAAUCAGCUGCCUCAGUUUAUCUUAGCUCGAUGGCUAACGUCGUCAGUUGUUAGGGUUUGGUUGUCGUCACUGGGUGAACUCAGGAGACAUUUUAUCCGACUCGCUCUGACGGACAGUAAAAAUGAAGCCUCUGUUUUCUGUCGGGGCURUCUGUUUUUUGUGUUUCGUGCUGCUCUGCCGGGUUUCAGCGAAGAAUUCAGAAGACUUCCGCUGUAAAUGUAUCUGUCCGCCAUACAGAGACGUCGAGGGGCAUAUCUACAAACAAAAUGUGUCCCUCAAAGACUGUAACUGUCUCCAUGUGGUGGAACCAAUGCCGGUGGAUGGGAAAGACGUUGAGGCUUACUGUCUGCGCUGUGAGUGUAAAUAUGAGGAGAGGAGCUCCGGGACGAUUAAGGUCACCAUCAUAAUGUACCUGUCUAUAUUGGGCCUGCUGCUGCUCUACAUGGUUUAUCUGACUCUCCUGGAGCCCAUGUUGAAAAGGAGGCUGUUUGGACACUCGCAGCUUAUCCAGAGUGAAGACGAUGUUGGGGACCAGCAGCCUUUUGCCAAUGCUCACAAUGUUCUGUCCCGUUCACACUCCCGGCCCAACAUGCUGAACAAAGUGGAGCACGCUCAGCAGCGCUGGAGGAGGCAGGUCCAGGAGCAGAGGAAGUCUGUGUUCGACCGCCAUGUUGUUCUCAGCUAAAAGCCUCUCUCAGUUCUGGGUGUGGGAGGAGCAAGAAAAACAAAACAGAAAACAACAACAACAAAUCCUCACUGUGACAAAGUCCCGAGUUUGUACUGUUUUCUUUCUUUUUAAUUUUUUCAAAUUCGGGUUUCUUUGAAAGAUUUUUUUCUAUGAUAAAAUGAAUCUGUCGAACAGAAGUUACUGGGAGCUCUUAAUUUAUCUGCAGGCAGCAAAAUAAGUGACAGUGAUUUGUUUACUUUUGCACAGAUACUGAAAUGAACUGGAUUGWAAAGCAAAUUACUCUUCAGUUAAUAAACACAAGGUAGUUUUAUCUGUUGAAAACAGUUCGGUACUUAAAGCUGACCUGGUUUUCASAAACAAAUGUCCAGAUGUUAGUACUGUUUGAUCAAAACUGGAUCAGUAUUUAUCACUCCAGAACAAAAACUAUGUAAACUACUGCAGAGGAAGUGUGAAAUAUUUAAGUUUUCCAGCCUUUUUUUUUUGUUUGUUUUGAAAGUGCAUGAUUUUAAUAGCUCUUUUUAUAUCCUUCUGUCCUACCAGGAUGUUUACUGUCUGAUAAAUGGUGUCAUCGUUUAAUACUCUAAUAUUUAGAAGAUGAUUCACUAACUUACUGCAGAAAAUGAAGAUUUUUUGUGAUAACAUAGCCGUGUUACUGAUUUUGACCCUUUGAAGUCCACUUUAACUACCUGACAUAUUUUGUGUGUAAUAAAUAUGUUUUUCUUUAUUUCUGAUUAACUGAAAGUUUUGUAAUCAAUGUCAUUGUUGUUGAACUGACAGCAUCGUUACUCUGAGAAGUUUCUGUUUUCUGUAUAGUUGUGUUCAGGGUGGAAAGGUCAUUCAAAACAGUGGUGGGAGAUCUGUGAAAGUGUUCUUUUGUUUAUGUGGGAACAAUAACUAAAUAAAUUAAUUUAAAAAUG